AUGAACGAUAGCAUUCUAAAUUAUACAGAACUUGCUAAUACCGAAAAGUCUCAUAACGAGACUCAUGAGUUGAACAUUAUCGAUAAUAAAUGGAUCCAGUCCAGUUUCUGUGUCAUAUACACCGUGAUCUUCGUCCUUGGACUACUUGGGAACAUCCUCGUUUGCUUCGUCGUCGCCAGGAACAAAGCCAUGCAGACUGUCACCAACCUCUUCAUCAGUAACUUGGCACUCUCCGACAUUCUGCUCUGUAUUUUCGCCGUCCCCUUCACACCGCUGUACACUUUCCGCGGUGCCUGGAGCUGGGGAUCCCUCCUAUGUCACAUAAUGCCUUUCGCACAGGGAUGCAGCGUAUACAUAUCCACGUUGACGCUUAUGUCUAUAGCUAUCGAUAGAUUCUUUGUAAUUAUUUAUCCGUUCAGACCGCGGAUGAAGAUUGAGACUUGUCUGAUCGUCAUUGUCAUGAUUUGGACUUUCUCUGUCACUGUAACAAUGCCGUACGCAAUUUUCAUGACGUACUACGAUUUACAAAUAGGCAGAUUUUGUGAAGAGACCUGGCCCUCGGAGCGCUUGCGGCGUGUGUUUGGCUCAGUAACAUCUGUGCUACAAUUCGUAUUGCCCUUUAUUGUGAUUGCUUUCUGUUACACGUGCGUCAGUUUUAAAUUGAAUGACAGAGCCAAAGCGAAGGCCGCCAGCAAAAACUCUCGCAAAGAGGAACUUGAUAAAAAUAGGAAGCGACGUACGAACCAAAUGUUGAUAGCAAUGGUCACUAUAUUCGGAUUGUCGUGGUUACCUCUGAACGUGAUCAACUUGUGCAAUGACUAUUACAUGUACGCUAUACAUUUGAAGUAUUACUACUUGAUAUUCUUUAUUGGGCACGUUAUUGCAAUGUCAUCGACUUGCUACAAUCCUUUCAUUUACGCGUGGAUGAAUGAAAAUUUCCGAAAGGAGUUCAAGCAACUGAUACCUUGCAUUGAUUCAUCUGCAAACUUGAGAGGGAACAUUCCCUUGGACCAGUUGGGAGUUGGUCCGUCUGAGAAAACUUUUAAUGGAAAUACGACGACUGAUAGUUACUUGGGCUCUAGUUCCCAGCGGGCGACUUCCUUUAGACAUAAAAGGAAGCCUAGUGCGGCGGCGGACGUAGAAAAAAGUGGAGUGGAAUUGAACGAAGAUUUAUUGAACGUCGACGUGAAACAUUGUCAUAUUUCCACUAGCUAUAACCUUCGACGGGAGUCGGUGAAGCUGCGCCUUAUCAAUGAGGAGUCAUUUGACGGGACGCCAACGCAGAGUCAAUUCUAA
Molecule: messenger RNA, 1296 nt
Organism: Spodoptera exigua (beet armyworm)
Lineage: Eukaryota; Metazoa; Arthropoda; Insecta; Lepidoptera; Noctuidae
Source: the annotation of a GenBank genome assembly